Messenger RNA from Haliotis rufescens (red abalone), 942 nucleotides. Its product is annotated as vegetative cell wall protein gp1-like. Lineage: Eukaryota; Metazoa; Mollusca; Gastropoda; Lepetellida; Haliotidae. The transcript is spliced from 4 exons. The record is from RefSeq and is a predicted model, not a curated record. The coding region runs from base 1 to 942 and encodes 313 amino acids.
AUGACAGACUUGUUUGUGCAGACUUCAACACCUUUUCCAGUUGUGAAGAAGGCAGAUAUUGAACGUGGAAGUGGAAGCCCCAAGCCCCCAGCCCCCAGCCCCCAGCCCCCAGCCCCCAGACCUAAUACCCCAGAUCCUAGUAUUCUAGACCCCGAGAACCUAGUACCCCAAGACCCUAGUAUCCCAGACCCCGAGAACCUAGUACCCCCUGAUCCUUGUACUCCCAGACCUCGUGAAGUAAGCACCCAGCUCCGAGACCCCGAGAACCUAGUACCCCCAGACCCUUGUACCCCCAGACCUCGUGAAGUAAGCACCCAGCUCCCAGACCCCGAGAACCUAGUACCCCCAGAUCCUUGUACUCCCAGACCUCGUGAAGUAAGCACCCAGUUCCCAGACCCCGAGAACCUAGUACCCCCAGAUCCUUGUACUCCCAGACCUCGUGAAGUAAGCACCCAGUUCCCAGACCUCGUGAAACCUCGUGAAGUAAGCACCCAGUUCCCAGACCCCGAGAACCUAGUACCCCCAGACCCUUGUACUCCCAGACCUCGUGAAGUAAGCACCCAGCUCCCAGACCCCGAGAACCUAGUACCCCCAGAUCCUUGUACUCCCAGACCUCGUGAAGUAAGCACCCAGUUCCCAGACCCCGAGAACCUAGUACCCCCAGAUCCUUGUACUCCCAGAUCUCGUGAAGUAAGCACCCAGUUCCCAGACCUCGUGAAACCUCGUGAAGUAAGCACCCAGCUCCCAGACCCAGAGAACCUAGUACCCCCAGACCCUUGUACUCCCAGACCUCGUGAAGUAAGAACCCAGCUCCCAGACUUCGAGAACCUAGUACCCCCAGAUCCUUGUACCCCCAGACCUCAUGAAGUAAGCACCCAGCUCCCAGACCCCGAGAACCUAGUACCCCCAGACCCUUGUACUCCCAGACCUCGUGAAGUAUAA